Molecule: messenger RNA, 5640 nt
Organism: Mugil cephalus (flathead mullet)
Lineage: Eukaryota; Metazoa; Chordata; Actinopteri; Mugiliformes; Mugilidae
Gene: tekt4
Product: tektin 4
Exons: 8
Coding region: 2154-3482 (442 amino acids)
Biological process (GO): cilium movement involved in cell motility; cilium assembly
Cellular component (GO): microtubule cytoskeleton; sperm flagellum; nucleus
Source: RefSeq, a predicted model, not a curated record
CUCACAGCCUAUGUCACUCCAAAACAAUGUGUGUGUCACCGUGAACGAAAACAAUAAAGGAAGGAUGGAGGACAUGUAUAUUUGUUUACUGAAAUGUGUAUGUUUUAUUUUUUCCAGACAUGACACCUUUGGUUUACAUUCUGACUCCAGUUGUGGCUGUACUGCUGAUCCUAACAUCUGCUAUCAUUAUUAUUUUUAAAAACAUAACCUGCAAAUUCAAUAUGAUUGUAAUGAGCAGGGCUGAAGCAGAAGUGGAGAUGAGAGGCAAUGAUAUUUAUGAAUCUGGAGAAGAUGCAGUUCCACAGAGCACACUGAGCCAUGGAAUGAACCCAGAUGAGGAACAGUGUACCUACCAAAACUUCAUCACAACUACAGAAAUGUACUGUAGUUAAUAUGACAGACACCAGUCCUAACUCUGUUUGAAAUGUCUCAGUUAACAGGUGCCAGUGGAGUUCAAUCAAUCCUCGUGUGAGUAAAUGUAUCUGUGAAAUGCUGCCAUUUUUUCAUAUUACCUUACCUGUCCAUGAAGCAUUACAUUAGUAUUAUUAUUUUUACAUAUUAAGCAAACUCUCUGUUCAGCACCUUUGACUCCUUUAGGGAAAAUGGAGACAUCAACAGAUGUAUUCCAUGUAUUCCCGUAAAACUCAAACUGAACAGGGGUCAGAUUUGAACUCUUUUCUGUCAUGGCAUUGGACAUGACUGUGUGUGAUUAGGUUGGUGUAUCACAUACUCUGACUCAAACAUGGAAUUAAUGGAUGUGCUUUAAACAUUUUUCAACAAUACAUGUCUGGGGGAUACCUUCAUCUGUAGUUCUGCUGUGUUAUGAGAUUCUGAAAGUAAAACGUCUCUAAGAUCAUGAGCAAGUGUAGCAAACAAUGAUAUGUAUGUGUGGGUGUGUGGGUGCAUGCCUCUGAUCAAGACCACUUCCUAUAACAAACGCUUACCACUGGGUAAUAUGUCAAACAGAGCCCUGCGCUGACGACUUUUAUUAUCACGGGUGAUAUUUUGAUCGCUCAUCAUCACAUAAACAAGUCACAUAAACUCCACAAGGUUUUACUUACUGUCUCUAAAAUAAAUCCUUCAGUCACUUUAUCUCAAGAAUCAGGUGUUUCUUUAUUAUUUAAUACUUUUUGGGGACUAAGACCAAAAUGAGAGUAAAUAUGAGACUCAUUGUACAUUUAUCAGGGCAGAAAUGAUUCCAAAUGAACAAUAAUGUGGUUCCUGGUUACAACAUGGGAAAUCAUUUCCACAACUUUGUAUUUGUAGUCAGCUUAAAUCUCCCUAAUAGAUGGGAUCAUAUUUGUGUCUUGAUCCAACUGACCACUGCUCAAUGUUACUGCCAAGUAUAAAGCUUGACUGAAGUUUCUCCUCCACUUGUUGACUUGAACAUAGAAUAUUGUGUUCUGCUGUUACAUUUCCACCAUUAACUCAAGUUAUCAUGUACCACUGACACCCUGUAACUGAUUACUUAUUCAGCGUUAAUGUAGUUAUUUAUCAACUGGACCAACUACCAGUAGCCAGCGGAGAGCUGGUUUAGCUCAAAGUAAAAGUUUGUGUGAUUUAUUUUUGAUAGAUAAAGUGUAUAUCUUCUCAAAACUUUAUUGAUCAAUCUCUUCCAAACCUAUACUGAGGUGUAUAAAUAGGAGUAGAAAAGUAAUCAGUCUGAAAGGGAAAUGAUACCAUCUUUAUGGGCUCCUUGUUUAUUACUACAAUUUGAUACUGAGUGCAGGUCUGAGAUAUGAGCGAUCAACUUAGCUUUCAAGUAGGCUAUCAAUAAUUUCGACCUAAAUAAAUGGAGAUGAAGAUAUGUAAGGUGUUUACCUUUUGCCCUGGUAUCUACACUGAAUAAGUCCGGUUAAGUUAAGCGGAGUCCUUGUGUAUCUGCAGUCAUUUUUAUUAUUCUCUCGUGUUAUUUUACUGUAAUGUCCGAAAUUGUCAUUUAAUCUUGAUCUAUUCAUUUGAUAUCUACCCCGGUCACCUGAGCCAAAGCUUCUCCUGCCAACAUGUGUAACCAGGUAACACCAAACAAACCAACCAACCAUGCCGCUUGGUCGGGAGAGUUAAACGCUCGUUACCGAUGGGGGGACUAUAUCUGCUCUAACUCGGCGUACUAUUUCUUAAUUUUAUUCUGACCGAACAGGCAAAAACACAAUAUGGAUGUUUUGGUAUCACGGCCGCAGUUUGACAGCAGAUCUGUGGCUCAGGGGGUCCCGGAGAAAGACCCUCCUGUGGAGCUGGAGGUCCCGCAGCCGUCCUCAGGCUCCGCCACGGCGGGAUACCGCUCGGCUAAAUACACCACGGGAGAAUGGUUCUCCAAAUACCACAACAUACUCCAACAGGCCAGUAUAGACAGCGGCGAAGCCCGUAGCGUCCAGAGAGAGUCCAGGAUCACGUACCAGGACACAGCGGCAGCGACUCUGAAGACCCAGGCCGAGGGGACACGUCUUCUCGGAGAGAGACUGCAAGAGAUCCACUACUGGAAGUCUGAGCUGCAGCGGCACAUCGAGCGGCUGCUGGCCGACACAGAGGCCCUGCUGGCGCUGAAGACGCGCCUGGAGAAGGCGCUGGACGCCACGGAGAUCCCUUAUGCCAUCUCAACAGAUAAUGUGAAGUGCAGGUCUAGAAGGCUGGGACCAGACCUGGUCAGAGACUCUGUGGAGGAGGAGCUGCUGAAGGAGGUAGACCUGAUCAGGAGCAUCCAGGCUCUUCUGAAGAGAACCACAGCGCAGGUCGUCAGUCAGAUCAAGACGAACAGAGAGGCCAAGCAGACGUUAGAGCUGGACUGGUCUGACAAGUACCAGGCCUAUGGCUUUGAUGACCACAGUGGAAGGCACAGUAACACGAGCCACGACACACAGCACCACCCCAGCUCAGCCACCGUGCAGGAGCAAGUGUGUAACCGCUCAUCGUGGACAAAGUUUACACAGGACAACCUUUCUAAGGCCAUGCAGGAGGAACAGGCCACCAGCCAACUCAGGGUGCUGGUGGAGCAAAUGUUGAGGGACACCACUGAAGAUCUGAGAGUCCAGUGCUCCAGUGUGGACCGAGCCUUCAGCCAGCGCUGUGUGGAGCUGAUAGAGGCCAAGACGCAGCUGGAGAUGAAGCUUGCACAGAUAUUGGAGCAAAUUGGGGCCCAGGAGAGGAACAUUGUUGCUCUACAGCAAGCCAUCCACAACAAAGAGGCUCCACUGAGAGUGGCUCAGUCCAGACUUUACCUUCGCUCCCUGAGGCCCAACAUGGAGCUCUGCAGGGAUGAAACCCAGCUCAGUUUGGAAGGGGAAGUGAGGCAGAUUGACUCCACCCUGGCGUCUCUGCACCAGCAGCUGAGUGAAGCCAGAGGCUCCCUGUCCCACCUGGAAGAGUCCCGCAUGGAGCUUGAGAAGGACAUAAGCUGUAAAACUCACUCACUGUUCAUAGAGAGGGAGAAGUGCAUGAAUCACCGUAAACGGUAUCCAACCGUCUCAACACUGUCGGGAUACUGAGGAGUGUUUAUGUUUAUGAGUUUUAUUCUUUUUUUCUAAAUUCAAACUUUUGGAUUGACGUUGCUCCUUGUUACGUUUGUUAUGUGUUUCUUCACGUAGUGAGAUAAUGUUUGAACUCAUCAGUUGUGCUUAAAUUGAUAUUCUCAUCCACACUUACGCUUUAAACUUCACUCCACAUUAAGUUUAAAGCCAGUUUUGCUUAUUUUCUUUAUUCACUCAUUUUUGUAAAAAGGUAAAUAAAAACAGAAUAAUCUAGAACAUGUGAUGAGUAGGACUUUUAUAGUUGUAGUUAACUUGUAUUUAAGCAGAAAACAGAUCAGCUGCACAUGAACUGGUUAACAUUUAGGUUGAAUAACACAAACUAUCAAUCCAACAUUAAACAAGAACAAGACCAGGCAUGCUGUUCAGUGUACUUUGCCACUCUUGUGUUGGAUUCCAUAUUCAUUGUCAUAGAUAUCUUCUGUUGGUGUGAAGUCGGUGUAGACAUGUUCGGCACCCUCAUUAUCGUAGAUAUGCAAGUUGUCGUGUUGAAAUGAACUUGACAUGGAAUGCACCGGAAAUACUUGAUUUAGAUAAAGCUGAAAAAAACAACAAGUAUUAGUUGUGUGAUAUAUUGUAAAUCAGAUGAAACAGACAUUAGGAUGACCCUUAUGAUUUUCUUGAAUUUGUUUGUCUAAACCUUUGGUCACCACAAACUAAAAACAAGAUCAACAACAACGGCUUGGGGCUUUGUUACGUUUGGCUUCAAACUAAAUGCUAAUAUAAACAUGCUAAGGGAAUAUGGGAUCUCAUAUAUGGAGCAACGAACUGUCAAAAAAAUUUAAAAAUAUAAAUACUAUUAAAAGUAUGAAACAUAUUAAUGAUAGUGAGUGACUGAAUAAAAAGACCACAGUAAAUACACAAAGGAAUAAUACAAAAUGGUAGAAGCAUAAUUGCAUACAUUUAAAACCUCUAAAAAUAUCAAUAAAUACAAAAGCAAAUUAUUAUUUUUUCUCACAUAUUUUUAUACAUUUAUUUUUAUAUUAUUGAGUGCAUUUAAUGGCAUAUGCAUUUUUUAUUAUUAUUUAUUUUAUUUUAGAUUUUGACAGUUUCGGCCUCCUAUGAUAGACUAUAAUAAAGAAGGAUUUUUUAGUCUUACGUGAUCCACAAACUUUAGCUCGUCUGUUUCAGCACUGCUCAUUGUGCUUCUGUUCAUGCCGAUGUCAGCUCCUUGCAACACAGAAAAACACUGCAUUAUCACCAUUAUCACCAUCUUCAUCGUUAUAUGCGUGCGUGUGUGUUAAACAUACCUUUCGCUUUGUAACAUUUACAUCUAUAAACCAUGACCCACAUCACAGUCACUAUCAAGAUAGUAGCCAGUAUUGUGAGCAGCAAGUAAGCCCCAGCGUAAAUUGCUGCUCUAUCUGCAGUAUCUAGGCAUGAAGAAAAAGAAAAAAACACAUAUCACAUUGAAAAUGUGCACUUCCUGAAACAACAGUCACUCUCUUAGACAGCAGAAGUAGCCUCAAAUGUGUUUGACCUGUUCCUUAUUUCAUUAACAGUCAGAUGAACAGAUCUGCACACGCUGUUACUUUCCCAUAUACGUACAUUUAGUACAUGCACAUUAAAAAUGUGCAGCAUUGACGCAUGAUGAUGUGUUCUCUCUAUUACCAUUACCAAAGAACCAGUGGAUUUAAACACAUAGACGUACAUAUGGCCCAAUAUUUAAUUUGAUUUUUAAUUUAGUGGACAACCAAAACUUAUUUAAUUAAAAAUUAAAGUUAAUCCAGUGUCAAAUGGUACAGUUUACUGUUAUUUCCUCUGACCUUCAACCUCCAGCUCAACAGCAGAGAAAACAUCCAGUCCAGUGUUUCUAUGGACACCACAAAGAUACCACCCAGAAUCCUCUUGGGUCAGGUUGUUAAUGUUCACUGUGAAUCUUCUUGACUCCUUGUCCUCAAUGAGUGUGAAGCGUCCAUUUUGUUUGCUGUCAGAGGUGAUGACUGCCUGCUGCAGACAUGUGGAGGGCUGGUUUCCUCUGCAGAUGAACUUCAGGUUGUUCUGGUACUUCAACUCAUACCGACAAAUGAUGGACACUGAAUCACUUUCAUUACUUUGAAUUUUAUCCACAUUGUUGCAGCAGUGAUCUGUCAAGAAGAAAUAAAACCACAUGACACAA